This is a messenger RNA of Cryptococcus wingfieldii CBS 7118, 780 nucleotides long. RefSeq lists its product as hypothetical. The record is from RefSeq and is a predicted model, not a curated record. Lineage: Eukaryota; Fungi; Basidiomycota; Tremellomycetes; Tremellales; Cryptococcaceae. Bases 1 to 780 code for a protein of 259 amino acids. The transcript has 3 exons.
AUGGCUGCCGAGUCGACCAGCGUUGGAGAGAGAGGCGAGGAGACAACAGGAUCAACCAGAGCGUCCUCGCCGGCAUCAUCUUCGGCCCGGAAGCCCACUUCCACAUUGAAACGCGCUGGCCCAAAGCCCUCUGCUCCUCCCGCUAAACGUCUUGCCUCUGGCUCCUCUUCCCUCAGAAGUGACGAUAACCCACCCACUGAGCAAUCUCAGUUUGCGGAGGAGCAGCAAAAGGGCCAAGCCGCUCAUGUAGGAGGAGGGCUGGGUAGCUGGGUCAGCACCUCUCAAGCCCCACAAGAAGAGUCUGAGCCUACGAGUGCUGGACGCUCGUCUCCUGAGCUGUCGAGCACACGGCACACCUGUUUCAGCCCCUACGACAUCUUUGGCCCCUUUUCCGCAAUCGCAAUCACCCGCAGCUUCAGACGAUCCGGUGCCGGACCCAGAGAAGGCUCCCUCAUCGCCGAUAACGUGCGCUCGUCAAGGCUCGACCCCAUUUCUUCCGGGUCGAGGGAUGAAGACGAAGAGAGCAAUUACGACGACCCCACAGGAGAGGGGACGGAGGUUAUGCCUAAUCCAUCCGAUACCUGGAAGGCGAUUGAGCAGCUCAGCCGGGCAUCAUUUCCCAAGGGCGAGGGCUGCAGGAUCUCGCUUGACCACUCCACCACCUUGAUGGACUUGCAGGCGAUGCUCGCACGGAUACAUAGGGGGUACACCCGGAUACAGGCGAGCCUUGAGGUAGCAUUCAUGACAGGACCUAUUCGAUCAUUCAGGCCCCAACCCUGA